ACAUCACAGAAGAAGAAGACGAGGCACAGCAGCACCUCUGACACACAAACCCAGCUGGACACCAAUGCCCCGACAGAGACGUUAACAGGGACACUAUACACGGGGCUUUAAGAGCGAGCAGUGCCUAGCAACCGCUUCCGUCCCAGCUUCUAGAAGAUGGCUCACAACGUGGCUGACCUUCCCAGUGGCCCGCUGGAUUUCUACCGGAAAAAAGCCUCUUUCAACUGGAAGGACAUGCUCUUCUUCUUAGAGGGAGAGGACAUCGUGGCAUUUAAGCAACACGUGUUAAAGACACUUGAGGAUGACCCUCUGUUUGCACGUCAGCCUGGGGAAGACGUCCCCAUCGAGAAAAUGAGAGCGAUGACCUUCCUCAGGGUGAAGCAGCUGUUCCGCUAUGACUUUCUGACAAGAGAUGAGGUGAUGUCGAACCCCUGGAAGACUGUGAUUCUCAGUGACUGUCUGGGCAUGUAUGACUGGGCCAUGUCGGCAAAGUACUUCCUCAACAAAGGGAUGUUCGGAGCAACUAUUGCCAACACAGGAUCUGCCCGACACAGCAAGUACGUUGCAGAUGUCGAAGACAUGACGACGUUCGGCUGCUUUGCGCUGACCGAGCUGAGCCACGGCAGCAACACCAGAGCCAUGAGGACCACGGCGACCUAUGACCCCAAGACCCAAGAGUUUGUGAUCAACUCGCCGGACUUUGAGGCCGCCAAGUUUUGGGUGGGGAACCUGGGCAAGACGGCGACCCACGCCAUGGUGUUCGCCCAGCUGUACACCCCGGACCAGGCGUGCCACGGCCUGCACUCCUUUAUUGUGCCGGUGAGAGAUCCCAAGACGCUGCUCGCUCUGCCUGGUGUGCUGGUUGGAGACAUGGGCAAGAAGCUGGGCCAGAACGGACUGGACAACGGGUUUGCUUUGUUUCAUAAUGUGAGGGUCCCUCGGGAGAACCUGCUGAACAAGACUGGAGACGUCGCUCCCGAUGGCCGAUAUCUUACACCGUUCAAGGAUCCCAACAAGCGUUUCGGGGAGUCUCUUGGUGCCCUGUCAGGCGGCAGGAUCUCUAUCACCAGGAUGGCCCUCGUCAACCUAAAGUUGGCUCUGAUUGUUGCCAUCCGCUUCUCAGCCACCAGGAGACAGUUUGGACCCAAAGACAUGGAGGAGAUUCCUGUUUUGGAGUACCAGUUACAGCAAUGGCGUCUGAUCCCGUACCUGGCAGCAGCAUAUGCUCUCGAACACUUCUCCAAAUCCAUCUUCAUGAACUUUGUUGAGUUUCAGCUUGGACAGAUGAUGAGGGACAAGAGUGGCCGACAAGCAGAGAUGGGCAGGGAGAUCCAUGCCAUAGGCUGCUCCAGUAAGCCACUGGGCUCGUGGACCGCUCAGAGGGGGAUCCAGGAGUGCAGAGAGGCCUGCGGUGGACACGGAUACCUGGCCAUGAACCGGCUUGGUGAUCUGCGUAAUGACAACGAUCCAAACUGCACAUACGAAGGAGACAACAACGUGUUGCUGCAACAGACCAGCAACUACCUGCUCAGCUGGCUCCACGCUAAGCACCGCGACGGUGUACGGAUCGAGUCUCCUCUCCACACUGUGGAUUUUCUGGAGGAUUCCCUCCACAUACUGGGAGGAAAGUUCACAGCAAGAACAAUGGAGCAGUGCAUGGACUCUGCAGUGCCACUGGCAGCCUAUAAGUGGCUGGUGUGUUUCCUGCUUGAGGAGAGCAGGAGGAAGCUUGAAGAGCAGAGGGCCUCGGGGAAGGAUGAUUUUGAGGCCCGCAACAGCAGCCAGGUUUACUACUGCCGCUCCCUGGCCAUCGCCUACAUAGAACACAACUGCCUCCAGAGAUUUCAUGAUCUGACCACUGACCAGGACACACCUGCUGGUCUCAGACCUGUGUUGAGCAAGCUGUGCGCCCUGUAUGGGCUGUGGAGCCUCAGCAGCCACACGGCCACACUCUACCAGGGUGGGUACUUGAGUGGAAAGAAGCCGACAGAGUUGGUCCAGAUGGCCAUUCUCACCCUCUGCUCACAGUUGAAGGAGGAUGCUGUAUCAUUGGUGGAUGUCUUUGCACCUUCUGAUUUCAUCCUCAACUCGCCCAUAGGCAACACUGAUGGACAGCUCUACAAGAACCUGUGGGCGACCGUGAUGCAGGGCAACCAGGUGCUGGAACGGCCCUCCUGGUGGAAAGAGUUCAUUUCCGACAAGCCAGUGGUCGGAUCCCUCCGUCCAAAACUCUAGAACCCGCAACCCGCUCUGGACUCCUGGACACUAGGGAGUUGGAAGAGGAACAUGUGUUUUUGUGGCCCUUAAAGAAAUUCUGCACGUUAAAUGACUAUAUGAUCACAAACUAUUGCCAGAAAGUACUACACUGCUCUCUGUGAUGAUUAUUAUUGGGGUCCAAUUAAAUCAACAUGGAUCCAUUUUUAUAACCAGAUGAAAUUAUUUAACUUCAAAUCAUAUUGAACCAAACUUUAACAAUACAAUAUGACAUUUAAGCCACAGUUUGAGGAAAGAAUGAAAAAGGACAGACUCAACAAUUCAAUCGAGUUUUAGGAUGCUGUUGAUUUUCAUGUAUCAGUUUGACCAUAAAUGCAGGAGGACGGGACCAACGGGCACCCUCUAGUUUCCUUGCUUCAUAUGCAUUGGCCUUUUUGUCCUAUCCAUUCAGCCAAUAAGUUGUUCUCAAAGGAGUACAAAUGGUCUCUAUGCAUAAUAUUGGCUAAACUGUAUGUCAGCAAACCAACAACCUUUUGUAAGGUAAUAAAGAGCAGCUGAAACCACAUUUUAGGGAUCAUUAGUGUGUUAGAAAUCUUGAUUAUGUAAAUUAUACAUGGGAAUAACUGCUUUACCAUGUUUCAAUCCUUAAUGCAGCAAGAAGGAUAUUACCUUCUGAAAAUGUUUUUUGAUGAACUAUUAAAAUUGUGUUCAUUCUUCACCGUGCCGAUUGCAUGUUUUAAUAACAUGACUACUAGAUGUGUACCCUAUAUGUCCUUUUAAAAAGGACCAUGCAUUGUAGGAUCCAUAAUGUUAUGAUAUUUUGAAAAUAAACAGGGAAUAGGAACAACAACAACAUGGAUGUUGUAAAAUGUACAUGAAAUGAAAUCUUGUAAACCUGUUGCACCCUGAGACUGAUUUUUGGCGUCUGCUCCGAAAAUGGCAUAUUCAUGAUAAAAAUGUGUAAUACUACUUUCUCUAUGUGGACAUUUUGUUUCUGUUGGGAUAAAUGAGAACCAUUGGGGGUGUUUUGAUGUGUUAAAAGCAGUUUAUAUGUCACUGGUGAAGAAAUAAAUCAAUAUAACACAAAAUAA
Molecule: messenger RNA, 3305 nt
Organism: Gasterosteus aculeatus aculeatus (three-spined stickleback)
Lineage: Eukaryota; Metazoa; Chordata; Actinopteri; Perciformes; Gasterosteidae
Gene: acox3
Product: acyl-CoA oxidase 3, pristanoyl
Biological process (GO): fatty acid beta-oxidation using acyl-CoA oxidase; lipid homeostasis
Cellular component (GO): peroxisome
Molecular function (GO): FAD binding; fatty acid binding; pristanoyl-CoA oxidase activity
Source: RefSeq, a predicted model, not a curated record